Molecule: messenger RNA, 1185 nt
Organism: Tachysurus fulvidraco (yellow catfish)
Lineage: Eukaryota; Metazoa; Chordata; Actinopteri; Siluriformes; Bagridae
Gene: pth2
Product: parathyroid hormone 2
Exons: 3
Coding region: 609-1070 (153 amino acids)
Biological process (GO): neuropeptide signaling pathway
Cellular component (GO): extracellular region
Source: RefSeq, a predicted model, not a curated record
UGCCUUAUGCCAUCUCACUGGAACUUUGUAGGUUUAAGAAAACUGAGGUCAAAGAGUAAAGGGCUUCACAUAUCACCAGCAAGAAGGUCCAUGUACAUGGAUGUUUAAUCUAAAUGGAUCACUCAAUGAUCACACUUGCAUCUUUCCAUUCAUACUUUUUCUGAGACAUCGUUAAGCGCAAUGACGUCAAAACAGGUUCCUCUGUUAUUCCUCUCUAUUUUAAAUCUGUAGCCAAACAGGACGUUUAGGGGCGUGUGACACGUCUUUUCAUAGUUUUUUCAUCUCUAUACCCUUCUGACUCAGUAAGACUGUAUAUAUAAGCUUGUACAUCUAAGAUCCGGCACAUUUAUUCCAGCACUUGUCGCGAAUGCAUGCUACAGUUUUUCUUGCACCAUCACCUUAGGUUACGGUAAAACUCUAGCUUUGUUAAUUCAAUUAAAAUAACGUUUGUAGUACAGCAUUUUUUUUUAAAAAGAACGCAAGAAAGCAGUUUGGGGAAAUCGUGUACCUUCAAAUGUAUUACUUUUGAGAACUGUAUACCUAUUUGGACUUCAUCAAACACCACACUGUGUUCCACUUCAAGAUCUGAAGGCAAUCAGCAACAGAAGAUGGUAGCUUUAACUCUAACUCCUCGUCCUGUACUUUUGCUCAUCGUCCUGAUGUAUAUGAGUCUGAACACUUCUGCUUACCCCCAACCGUUCCAGAGAAUAUCCCCUUCAGACGGCCAGGAUUCUAUACAGGAGCAAUGGAAGGUUCUCUACCCUUCCAUCUCACUCCGUGACUGGAGCAUCCAAAUGUUGUCCAACCCAAACUUCGAUGGAGCCGAGCCCAGAACAGAGCAGUUGCCUGUGAAUGAGUGGAUCCCUCUUAGCCAAUCACAGAUUGAGGAGAAACUGAUGAAGGGAUGGCUAGGAGACUGGCAGCAGAAGGUGGGAAACCAAGAAAAGAGAAACAUUGUUGUGGCAGAUGAUGCAGCAUUCAGAGAGAAGAGUAAGCUUCUCACAGCCAUGGAGAGACAGAAAUGGCUAAACUCAUACAUGCAGAAAUUGCUGGUGGUUAACUCAAAAUAAAUUAUAUGUGUCUAAAAGAAACAAGGUUUUUUUUAAUAAACAAACAAAUAACAAAAAAGAAUGUUCGUUAGAUCAAAAAACAGUAAGUAUGUUUAAUCACUGUAAAAAAAACUGU